Molecule: messenger RNA, 1517 nt
Organism: Panicum virgatum (switchgrass)
Lineage: Eukaryota; Viridiplantae; Streptophyta; Magnoliopsida; Poales; Poaceae
Product: pectin acetylesterase 5-like
Exons: 12
Coding region: 25-1287 (420 amino acids)
Molecular function (GO): hydrolase activity
Source: RefSeq, a predicted model, not a curated record
CACACCGUAGUUCCUUUUCCGGCCAUGGCGAUCGCCGAGCACAUGUCGCCGCUCGUCGUCGCCCGGAAGCACCGGCCUGCAGGCCACACUCUCGCUGUGGCUGCGCCACUGUUGGUGCUCCUGGCCCUGCUGGCCGCCUUCUCCGGCUCACCUGUGGCGGCGGCGGAGGACUCCUCUCCGGUGCUCAUCGACCUGACGCUCGUCGCCGGCGCGCAGGAGAAGGGCGCGGUGUGCUUGGAUGGAACCCCGCCUGCUUACCACUUGCAGAGAGGCUUCGGCUCGGGGUCCCAAAGCUGGAUCGUCUUUCUUCAGGGAGGAGCUUGGUGCGGCACCACGGGCAAGGAAUCCUGUUCCACCCGUAAAAUGACCGAGUAUGGUUCGUCCAAGUUUAUGAAACCAAUAGCGUUUGAUGGGGUGUUAAGCGACCAGCAACCGCAAAAUCCUGACUUCUACAACUGGAAUAAAGUUUUUGUAAGGUAUUGCGACGGGGCAUCAUUUUCUGGGGACGCAGAGGGUGAAGCAGAGAAUGGAACCAAACUGUACUUCAGAGGAUUGCGCAUCUGGGAAGCAGUUGUCGAUGAACUCAUGGAAAAAGGAAUGGACACUGCUAAACAGGCCUUACUUGCAGGUUGUUCUGCUGGUGGUCUAUCUACCCUACUGCACUGCGAUAAUUUUCGUGGAAGGUUUCCUCAAGAGGUUUCAGUCAAAUGCCUUCCUGAUGCUGGAUUCUUUCUUGACGCAAAGGAUUUAUCAGGAGAAAGGUUUUUCCGGUCGGUCUUCCAUGGUGUUGUUCAGCUUCAGAAUGUUAGUGAAGUUUUGCCUAAGGACUGCCUGGCAAAGAAGGAGCCAACAGAGUGUUUCUUCCCUGCUGAACUUAUCAAGAGCAUCAGCACCCCCACGUUUAUUGUGAACUCAGGGUAUGAUUCUUGGCAGAUCAGUAAUAUUGAUGCACCAGUAGGAUCCUAUCCGGGAGACACAUGGUCGAGUUGCAGAGAUAAUAUUGGGAACUGCAAUUCCAAGCAGCUUGAUGUGCUGCAUGGAUACAGGAAUAAACUCAUCCACGAGUUGAAGGCUGCUGAAGGUAAAAGGGACUGGGGGCUGUUCAUCGAUUCAUGCUCCACUCACUGUCAAACUUCAUUUAGCAGCUCAUGGCAUUCGCCGACCUCCCCAAGGCUUGGUAACAAGACAAUUGCAGAGGCUGUUGGAGAUUGGUACUUUGGUAGAAGGAAAGGAACGAUGAAACAGAUUGACUGCAAGUAUCCAUGCAACCCCACAUGUGGUAGUUAGCUGCCCCCCAUAACCACCAGUAGACUGAGCCGGGAUUUGUAGCGGUCUUCCUUCAGUUUUUACGGCUUGUUUCCUUCAUCCCGGGUUUGUUUUGUCGUUAAACACACGCUUGUAAAAUAAGUGGAAUUUUCCUCUUGCCUGUUGCCAAGUGCCCAAGUUGGGAAAAAAGAUACAGAAAAUAUAAAGAAUAACGAUCUUGACUCUUGACCGAAGGAAAUUAUGUUUUACAA